This is a messenger RNA of Ricinus communis (castor bean), 2330 nucleotides long. RefSeq lists its product as uncharacterized. The transcript has 6 exons. Bases 276 to 2225 code for a protein of 649 amino acids. NCBI's taxonomy places the organism in Eukaryota, Viridiplantae, Streptophyta, Magnoliopsida, Malpighiales, Euphorbiaceae. Gene Ontology annotation, biological process: protein transport. The record is from RefSeq and is a predicted model, not a curated record.
GGAGCAGUUUUUUUCGCUCGCACGCUGAGAAGUAUGCACCACUUUCUUACAAAUAUUCAAACCCACUUCUCCUAACUGCCAUCAUUGAUCAUGUACUUCCAUGUUCCCUUUUAGUUUGUUUCAGUUAGCUUCUCCAACUACUUCUCUCUAAUCUCUACUACACUGACUUGAACCCACUUCCAGUCUCUUCUUCUUCUUCUUUUCUACAACGGCAAGUACUAGUACUAGUGCUUGUUUUAAAGAAACAAGAGAAGAUAUAGUGCAAUUUUGCAAAGAUGUUUGACAUCUUGUUUGGAUGGAGAAAAGCUUCUAAAUGCAAGAGGCUGAUUAAGCGAGUUCAGUGUAGACUCGAGCUGUUGAAAAGCAAAAGGCAUUCAAUUGUGAGGCAAUUAAGAGAGGACGUUGCUCAGCUUAUCAAGAUUGGCUACGAUGAUAUUGCCUGUAAUCGGGCUGAGCAUCUCUUUAACGACGAAACAACAGUUUCAAUCUAUGAAUUAUUGGAGAAUUUCUGCGAAUUCGUUAUCGCCCACCUAUCCUAUAUCCGCAGGCACAAGGAUUGUCCUAAUGACAUCAAUGAAGCAGUUUCGAGUCUUAUAUUUGCCUCUGCAAGAUGUGGUGAUCUACCUGAGCUUCGUGCUAUUCGGAAACUUUUUGGAGAGCGUUAUGGCCAGAGAUUUGCAAUGACAGCUCUUGAACUGUUGCCUGGCAAUCUUGUGAACUUGCAGAUAAAAGAGAAACUUUCUAUCAAUUCAGUUCCUGAUGAUGUAAAGCGAAAAUUGGUCGAUGAGAUAGCUAGAGAUUACUGCCUCAGGCCAGAGAUCUUGGCAAUUGAAUACACUUCCGAACUUCAGCAACAGUCACAGGUGAAAGAGCAUGAUGGCACUGUAGGAUCUUGCAAAGUGGUAACUACUAAUGCUGAUGGUAUGGAAAGAAAUGCCAUACAUGCAGAUGGAAUAUCUACUAUCAUGAAUCUAACCAUACAUUCCGGUGAUCAGAACCAGGAUGAUAUGAUUAGUACUUGCAUUAGUUCUUCUAUAGUUGAGCAAUCUUCAUCAGAUACAAUGGAGUCUCCGAAGUGUAGUUUUGCUGGACUUCGUCCCAAAUUUGAAGCUGUUGCUUCAAAUACUAAAGGAAGUCAGAUAACUAGAAGGGCUAACAUUCCCGCCACAGAUCAGGAUGAAGUGCGAAAAAUGACAGCUGCUUCUUCAGAAAGUUUGCCUCAGUUUCCUGAGGAAAUGAUAGUCUAUCUUGAUGACGUAGAGGAGGUUCAACAUUCCAUUGCGAAAGAAGGUAGCUCUCACGACCAAAGCAUUUUCAAGUUCAAAUCAACUAUACUGAAUAAGAACAAGGAAGGCGAGGGUAAAUAUAUGGAUCCAUAUGAAUCAUGCAGUGAUUGCUCAAGCUCAAGUAGCACCAGAAGGAGAGUUAAGGCUGCUAAGAAAAGAACAAGGAGGCGAUCUUUGUCUCGAGAAAAUUUGACUGUGAAGGAUAUUCAUUGCGUGAUUUAUUAUGAGAAGCCAAACAAGAGAUCAACAACUCCUGGAUCCCAUCUUCGCAAUAAGCAUUACAGGGAGAAUUUCGUGCGUAGCAAAGAGCAUUCCUUCCAUGGAGAGAAGAGGCGAAAUCAGCCUCAAUCCUGCCAGUGUUUUAAUCCUGAAGCUGAAGACUGCUGCUUGAACAAUUUAUGUUACUUUUGUACUGGAGAUGGCAGAGAUACCAAGGAAGUUCAUUUUUUAAAGCAUGACAUAAUUCCUCACGGACUAGAACGAAAAGGUGACCGUAAUUAUUUUCGCUGUUGUGAAUGUUCUAAGAUUAUUGUAGAGUCGGAUGCAGACAUGGAACGGUAUUCCUAUCCUCCCAGGCCUCAAAGAAGAAGCUGCGAUUUUGGUGAUAUUGAACAUGAUUCUUUUACUAACGCAGAAGUCAAGCCUUAUAAGCAGAGCAAGACAACGAAAGGCAAGGCAAAUGGAUUUGAUUCUCCGGGCAGGGAUGUUGCUACUAAUGAUUCAUUGACGAGAAAUGUAACAAAGCCUCCUUAUUUGAGAGCCAUGACGAUGCCCCAAGAACGAUCUAAAGGCAGUCAAGGAGACGAUAUUUUCCGAUAUUCCAGGUCAUUUCCUGCUCAGACUUCCAAUCAUGUUCAUCCCAAGUUGCCAGACUACGAUGAGAUUGCAGCUAAGUUCAUUGCUCUUAAGAAAGAGCACCUGCAGAAUAAAACUUACUGAAGAAUAUGAUUGUGUAGAAUUUGCAAUUUUUUUGUCAGGAAAGGUUCUAGAGUGAUUUUUCAAUGCUAAUGGUUCCUUGAAAUAAAAGACUCUUUAUUGUGCUUC